Messenger RNA from Episyrphus balteatus (marmalade hoverfly), 1346 nucleotides. RefSeq names its product palmitoyltransferase ZDHHC3 (gene Dnz1). Gene Ontology annotation, biological process: peptidyl-L-cysteine S-palmitoylation; protein targeting to membrane. NCBI's taxonomy places the organism in Eukaryota, Metazoa, Arthropoda, Insecta, Diptera, Syrphidae. Gene Ontology annotation, cellular component: endoplasmic reticulum; Golgi apparatus. The record is from RefSeq and is a predicted model, not a curated record. The transcript is spliced from 3 exons. The coding region runs from base 184 to 999 and encodes 271 amino acids. Gene Ontology annotation, molecular function: protein-cysteine S-palmitoyltransferase activity.
UUUUAUGUAGAUAGAAAAAAAAAGAAACACAAGAAAGAAAAAUACAAAUUUUUUUUUUUGUAUGCAAGCAGCAAAGAGAAUGAAAAUGUCGAACAACCAAUCAAUGUUUUCAUAAAUUUCUUCAAAAUUUUGCACUCGAAAUUAUUGGAAUAAAAAUCAAAAUUCAUUCGAUAAUAUAUAAUAAUGACAUUCGUGCGUGAUCCGUGCGGUAUUGUUUGUUUAUUAGUAACAUAUUUGGCUGUUUUUUACGCCGAUUAUGUUGUCAUGCGAUGGAUUAUCCUUCAAACAAUGCAAACAAGUAUUUGGGCACCACUUCAUGUUGUGCUAUUUAAUACAGUGGUCUUCCUUUUGGGCAUGUCCCAUCUGAAAGCGGUCCUUUCCGAUCCGGGCACUGUACCACUCCCAUUGAAUCGGUUGGACUUCUCCGAUUUGCAUGCCAAUCAAAAGAACGGCUCCAAUCACGAUCAUGGCGAAUGGACUGUUUGCACACGAUGUGAGACAUAUCGUCCGCCUCGGGCUCAUCAUUGUCGCAUUUGCAAACGAUGCAUUCGUCGAAUGGAUCACCAUUGUCCGUGGAUCAACAAUUGUGUGGGGGAACGUAAUCAGAAGUUCUUUUUGCAAUUUCUAGUUUAUGUAGGUAUUUUGUCGUUGUAUUCGGUUGGCUUGGUGCUGGGUUCGUGGAUUUAUCCUUGCGAGGAAUGUAAUGCCAAUAUUGUGGAAUCACAAACAAGGAUGCUACACAGUGUAAUACUACUCUUAGAAUCAGCACUCUUUGGUCUAUUUGUACUUGCAAUAAUGGUCGAUCAAAUGCAUGCGAUACUCUACGACGAGACUGCUGUCGAAGCUGUUCAACAAAAGGGCUCAUAUCGACCGAAUCGUCGUAAGCUAAAUUUAUUAGCAGAUGUAUUUGGACGUGGCCAUCCAGCUUGUUGGCUUAUGCCGUGUACGAACUUUAAUUCUAGAAAAUAUGAUGCUCCAUUAUUGAGUCAUGAUGUGUAAGCAAAAAAAUACAAAAAUAUUAAGAACAACAACAAAAAAAAAACACUCAUAACAACUGCUCUGAACUGAUUUACCAAAAAAAAAGAAAAAAACAACUGGAUAUUUUUCGAGUAAUCCAAUUUUUUUGGUUAGAAAUCUUUCUUUUGAUGAUUUUAAAUUUCAUUCAGGAAGUUUUCUAGGUGCAUAGUAUUGUAAUUUAUUAUUUUCCUUAUUAUAAUUAUUAUUAUAAUCAUAUUUCUAAUAUACAAAUAAUAAUUGUUAAUUAUUAUAAUUUUAUUUAUUAGUUUAUUAUGAGUUAAGAGAAAAAAAAGUCUUAGUGUAAUUUAUGGUGUAUGGCUUUUUGUCAG